This is a messenger RNA of Plasmopara halstedii, 255 nucleotides long. RefSeq lists its product as uncharacterized. Bases 1 to 255 code for a protein of 84 amino acids. The transcript has 2 exons. The record is from RefSeq and is a predicted model, not a curated record. Lineage: Eukaryota; Oomycota; Peronosporomycetes; Peronosporales; Peronosporaceae.
AUGUUAAGAUACAUCUUUUUCAAUCUACUCGCGCCGGUUCGUGCGCUAGAAAAGGAUGAAAAGUACGAGACACCUUUUGUCAGUAAUUUACUGGAAACGUACACUUCAUGCCAAAUUUCGGUGGCACUUCUUGACAGAGAAAAGUAUGUAAGAUCCACAUGUCAAGGUUUCUGGGGGUCACCACUCAUACUGUUUCGUGAUAUUUUGUGUAGGCUUGGAUAUGACGCUGCACAGAAAAUACAAAACACAACUUGA